Molecule: messenger RNA, 483 nt
Organism: Drosophila teissieri
Lineage: Eukaryota; Metazoa; Arthropoda; Insecta; Diptera; Drosophilidae
Product: histidine-rich glycoprotein-like
Exons: 2
Coding region: 1-483 (160 amino acids)
Source: RefSeq, a predicted model, not a curated record
AUGGCCCAGUUUGUGACCCACAUCCAGCCCACGCUGAUGGAGGCGUCCCAAGGUCAUGUGCCCCAUCACCACGGACAUCAGGUGGGUGUGCAGCACUCAUCGCAUCUGCCCCACAGUGGCCACAACAUGCCCUCGCCGCCCACCCACAAUCACCAAUCACAUGGCCACGGACAUGGUCAUCAUGCCACCAGCGGUGGUCAUCAUGGAGCAGCAAGUAGCCAUUCGCAGAAGCAAACAGCGCAUCAUACCACCACCUCCAGCCACGCCUCCAAGGGACAACACCACAGCCCGCCCUCGAGGAUACAUUCACCGCCGCCAGAGCACCAUGUGGAUCAUGUGGGUCACUACGAGUACUUCCAGCACCAGCACGAGCAGAUCUUCCACCAUGAAGGAGCAAACGGUGGUGCCAGCCACAAGCAGCAGACCCACCACCAUCCCAACAAGCACGAGCACUGCCCCACAGGACACCAGAGUGCGGUUUGA